AUGGAUGUUGGGCCGGUGGGAAUGUUAAAAGAGGGUGCAAAAUCCAUUUUGGGGAAGAGACGAAAGUUGGCUAUGUUAGAUGAUGGGGAGGCAGAGGAGGACAGUAAUAAUGGGAAAAAGGUGAAGGGUCCUUGGUGUUGCAUUGGUGAUUUCAAUGCUAUACUUCAUACAUCGGAGAAACAGAGUGUCAAUGCACCUUACUAUAACCAGAUGGAAGAUUUUUGGGUUGCUUUGGAGAAUUAUGAGUUGACAGAUUUGGGUUUUAUUAGGCAUAAGUUCACUUGGACAAAUAGGCGGCCAGGUUCAGCUCAUACAAAACAACAGUUGGAUAGAGCUACUACUAACAAAGGAUGGACUGAAAAGUUUCCUGCAAGUUCAGUUUUCCAUUUGUUCAGCCAUGCUUUUGAUCAUAUUCCUAUUCUUUUGACAACCAUGAAUAAUAGGAUGCUUAGGGGUAGGGGGGCUGGGGGUUUCAAAUUUGAGGAGUGCUGGUUGUUUUGGGAUGAUUGUGAGGAGGCUGUGCUUGAGGCGUGGACAAAAGGAGGGCAUGGUAGCUCGGGUUUGAGUGGUUUGAUUGAGGGACCAAAUCCAAAUUUGUGGGGUUGA
Messenger RNA from Quercus lobata, 606 nucleotides. RefSeq lists its product as uncharacterized. The coding region runs from base 1 to 606 and encodes 201 amino acids. The record is from RefSeq and is a predicted model, not a curated record. The transcript is spliced from 2 exons. Lineage: Eukaryota; Viridiplantae; Streptophyta; Magnoliopsida; Fagales; Fagaceae.